Messenger RNA from Cordyceps militaris CM01, 576 nucleotides. RefSeq names its product proteasome component PUP3. The coding region runs from base 1 to 576 and encodes 191 amino acids. Gene Ontology annotation, biological process: proteasome-mediated ubiquitin-dependent protein catabolic process. NCBI's taxonomy places the organism in Eukaryota, Fungi, Ascomycota, Sordariomycetes, Hypocreales, Cordycipitaceae. Gene Ontology annotation, cellular component: proteasome core complex, beta-subunit complex; proteasome core complex. The record is from RefSeq and is a predicted model, not a curated record. The transcript is spliced from 2 exons.
AUGGUUGGCAAGGACUGCGUCGCCAUCGCCUGCGAUCUCCGCCUCGGCCUCCAAGCCCUGACUGUGUCCAACAACUUUCCCAAAAUCUUCCAGUACGGCGACGUCUUCCUCGGCCUGACCGGCCUCGCCACCGACGUCAGCACCGUCAGCGACCUCUUCCGCUACAAGGUCAACAUGUACCGCCUGCGCGAGGAGCGUGACAUUGCCCCGCGCACCUUUGCCAACCUCGUCUCCUCGUCGCUCUACGAGCGCCGCUUUGGCCCCUACUUUAUCUCUCCGGUCGUCGCCGGCCUCGACCCCAAGACGGGGAAACCAUUCAUCUGCGGCUUUGACAGCAUUGGCUGCAUCGACUUUGCCAAGGACUUCAUUGUCGCCGGUACGGCCUCGGACCAGCUCUUUGGCAUGUGCGAGGGUCUAUACGAGCCUGACCUGGAACCCGAUGCGCUUUUCGAGACCAUUUCGCAGGCGCUGUUGUGUGCCGUUGAUAGAGAUGCUUUGUCUGGUUGGGGUGCACACGUGUACAUUAUUGAAAAGGGCAAGAUUACCAAGAGGUUACUAAAGGGCCGCCAGGAUUAG